Molecule: messenger RNA, 4143 nt
Organism: Saccostrea echinata
Lineage: Eukaryota; Metazoa; Mollusca; Bivalvia; Ostreida; Ostreidae
Product: dynamin-1-like protein
Exons: 16
Coding region: 78-2141 (687 amino acids)
Biological process (GO): mitochondrial fission
Cellular component (GO): cytoplasm; microtubule; membrane
Molecular function (GO): microtubule binding; GTPase activity; GTP binding
Source: RefSeq, a predicted model, not a curated record
UUCAACCUUGACCCUGUACAAGUUAAAUUAGGAAAACGGACACUCCAAACUCAAAUUGAAUGUAGGCUAUAUUUAAAAUGGAAGGACUUAUACCAGUGAUAAACAAACUUCAAGAUGUAUUUAAUACUGUCGGCUCAGAAGUCAUAAACCUUCCACAAAUUGUUGUGAUAGGUAAUCAGAGCUCUGGUAAAAGUUCUGUGAUUGAGAGUUUGGUAGGGCGAGAUUUUCUCCCCAGAGGUACAGGUAUUGUUACCCGCCGACCUUUAAUCCUUCAGCUGAUACAUGUUAGCAAAAGUGAUCGAGAGGCUAGAGCACAAGAUGGAGAUCCAAUUAAAGCAGAAGAAUGGGGAAAAUUCUUGCAUACGAAGAACAAAAUUUACACAGAUUUUCAGGAGAUCCGACACGAAAUUGAAAAUGAAACAGACAGAAUGUCAGGAUCCAAUAAGGGAAUUUGCCCAGAGCCAAUCAGUUUAAAAAUUUACUCAUCUAAAGUGGUAAGCCUGACGUUAGUUGACUUGCCUGGGAUGACAAAAGUCCCUGUGGGGGACCAGCCAGAAGAUAUAGAGCUUCAGAUCCGGGACCUGUGCAUAGAUUACAUCCAGAAUCCAAACUCCAUCAUCCUAGCAGUGUGUGCUGCAAACACAGACAUGGCCACUUCAGAAUCCCUCAAACUUGCCAAAGAAGUGGAUCCAGAUGGUCGCCGUACGUUGGCAGUAGUAACAAAGCUGGACCUGAUGGACCACGGAACAGAUGCAAUGGAGGUCCUGUGUGGGCGUGUUAUACCUGUAAAACUAGGAAUCAUAGGUGUAGUGAACAGAAGUCAAGCAGACAUCAACAAAAACAAGGAAAUGUCAGAGACUUUGAAAGAUGAGGCAUCUUUUCUACAGAGAAAGUAUCCCACCAUAGCUAGUCGACAUGGCUCACAGUAUCUUGCCAGGACUCUCAACAGGCUGCUGAUGCAUCACAUUAGGGACUGUCUUCCAGAGCUUAAGACCCGGGUCAAUGUGUCUAUUGCUCAGUUUCAGUCUCUGCUGAAUUCCUUUGGAGAACCAGUGGAAGACAAGAGUCAGCUGUUGUUACAAAUUAUAACCAGAUUUGCAACAGCGUACUGCAGCACCAUAGAGGGAAACUCCAAAAAUAUUGAGACUUCUGAACUAUGUGGAGGAGCCAGGAUUUGUUAUAUUUUUCAUGAGACAUUUGGUCGGACUCUGGAGUCCGUUAAUCCACUAGGAGGGUUAACUGCCCUCGACAUUCUCACAGCAAUCAGGAAUGCUACGGGCCCCAGACCCGCCCUAUUUGUACCAGAGGUGUCAUUUGAGCUUCUUGUCAAGCGUCAGAUCCGUCGUCUAGAGGAGCCAAGUUUACGGUGUAUAGAACUAGUCCACGAGGAAAUGCAGAGAAUUAUACAGCACUGUGGAACACAGCAAGAGAUGUUGAGAUUUCCUAAGCUUCAUGAAAAGAUUGUAGAUGUUGUCACCAACUUAUUACGGAGGCGAUUACAGCCCACAAACAAUAUGGUACAAAAUUUAGUUGCAAUAGAGUUAGCAUAUAUAAACACCAAGCAUCCAGAUUUUCAUGAGGCCAACUUAUUCCAAAGAUCACAAGAACUGGAAAUUAGUAAAAACCUAAAUGAAUUCCACAUUAAUAAUGAAUCUACAAAAGACCAUAAGAGAGGAAAUCCUGGUAAAAUUUCCAACUACCUGCGGGGUCAGGGUGAUCUACAUAAUGAUUUAUCACAGACCAGUAGCCCCGCCAGCAGUCGACCUGAUUCACCUAUACACGCUGUAAAGGGAGUUAACCUCCUGUCAGAUGUACCACAGCCUACAUCUAGGAAACUCUCACCCAGGGAACAGAGGGACUGUGAUGUCAUUGAACGAUUGAUCCGAUCCUAUUUCCUGAUUGUAAAGAAGAAUGUCCAGGAUACGAUCCCAAAGGCUAUUAUGCACUUCCUGGUGAACUAUGUAAAGGACAAUCUACAGAGUGAGCUCGUUAGCUCAUUGUACAAGAAAGAAGAGCUCGAGUUUCUUCUAGAGGAAUCUGAACAUAUAGCACAGAGGCGAAAGGAAGCUAGUGAAAUGUUACAGGCACUUCAACGAGCCAGUCAGAUUAUUGGAGAGAUACGAGAGAUCCACCUGUGGUAAUGAUGACUGGAUAGGGCAAACCAAAGAUAGGAUUUAUAAUCAUUACCCUGCUACACAGGAACAACAUUUAUAAACAUAUUUAUAUCAACUUACAUUGAAACAAAACAAGACUUUUCAUAUGCAUCUUUAUUAAAUAUAUACCAAUACAUGUACAUUCAUCUUAGGACAGUUCAUAAAACCUAGAUUUUAUUUUAUGGGUUUAUCUACAUGUAAGUAUUACCGUAUUAAAUUUUUAAUCAAUACUGUAAAUCAAAACGUGUGUAAAGUGUGUGCUACAAUUGGUUUUUUUUAACAUCAUAUUUGAAUUAGACUAGAAGAUUACUCUGUACAUGAAACUGAGGUGAUUUUGUGUAAAAAAAAAAAUUAGGUUUGCUCAAUGAGAUAUUUGUAUGUGACAUGUAUGUUAAUCCUAACUAUCAUACUUCUAGAAAAGAAAAUUGAUUGCUAUGUACAUUUAAUAGUAAAUCACUAUUACAGAUGAACAUUUAUUAUAGAAAGGUUUAUUUAAUUUUUAAAACCAACAACAUCUAAUCAUAUUUACAGUAGAAUCAAAAUGUUUUGGUGUAUAAUUAAUAUAAUAUUUCCCUUUUCAUUUAUUAGCAAUUUGGUAUUAGUCAGGAGAAAAGAUGCAUAAUAAUAUAUAUGAAUACAUCUUGUGUUUAUGUAAUUUUCCAAUCAUGUUACCGUAGGUUUGGCUUUUUAUUCCAUAGUCAUUCACACAAGAUUAACACUAGUCAUUAAAAAGAACAUUAUUUAUUAUUUUUGAUAAUUUUUAACCCUAAUAAGGCAGGUUCAAAACCAUAAACUUCAAGGGAAGAAUAUGUCAAAGACAUUGGAUUAUAUUUUGACUAUUUAUUAAAGGAAUAAAAUUGUAAAAUGGGGAAAAUCCUAUCCUUGAUUUAUUGAUGAUUUUUUAACUGUGGGAAAAACCACAAGAAUCGGCUUUUAUCUACGUAAACUUUCACUUAAAAUAAUUGAUUAUUAUUUGUACAUGUAAUUUUCUGUCAUUUUUUUCAGUAUUGUGCAUUGAUAACAUAUUUCACGACAUGUAUUAACCGAUUGAAGUUGAUUUGUCUUUCAGUUAGUUCAUUUUCUAAAACUGUGUACAUAUAGACUGUAAAAUUUCAUUUCUCAAUGUAAUAGUGCUAUUAUAAACCUUAUUUUCUCUCUCCUUAUAAUAGUGUUGUAAAUAAACUUUGAUUCACUGCAUAUAAACUAGAUUGAAAUUGUAUGUAUGUUUUAGAGUAAGGUGUUGAAUUGUACUUUGUAACCUGUGCUGCGAUUCACCUGUAGAACUGUGUAGUAGAUGUCUGUCUUGUGUGUUAAUUACAAAGGGGAGCAGUUCACCUGUAACCUGUGUUGCGAUUCACAAGUAGAACUGUAUAAUAGAUGUCUGUCUUGUGUGUUAAUUACAAAGGUAGCAGCCCACCUGUAACCUGUGCUGCGAUUCACCUGUAGACCUAUACAAUAGAUGUCUGUGUGUAAAUUACAAAGGGAGCAGUCUGUAUUUUUCUGUAUCAUUGAUGAGUGAGGUGUAUAAAUGUGAAUUCUUUGACACUAAAACAGUAAGGGAAGCAUAAAUGUUUUUCUUACAUGUAUAUUUAUUUGGAUUUAAAUUUCUUUCAAAUAUUUUCGAUUUUCCUUGUUUAACUUGAAAUGCUUGUAGUUUGAAUUCUUCUUUACACAUCAUAAAGUGCUGUUUGAGAACCUCUGGUUGGUCACUGUGCUAGGUGUGACCAGGCAAUGGUUUUAGGAAAUGUGAAAUGAGAAAUACGACAAAUAUAGAAUAUUGAAUAUAGAAUAUUUCCAACAGUUAUGAACAUGUAUAUUUUGGAAAAAGGAGUACAUGUACCUUUGAUUAUAAUAUAUAAAAUUUAUAUCUUAGUUGGGAACAAAAUUUGAUGUAUUUUCAAAGUGGUAAACGUGUAAUACAUUCACUGAAUGUCACCAUCUCUGUAUGCAUGAAAGAAUUGUAACAAUAAAUGAUGCAGGUUAAGUAUGA